Acanthochromis polyacanthus (spiny chromis) is the source of this 6257-nucleotide messenger RNA. Its product is annotated as zinc finger protein 420. Gene Ontology annotation, cellular component: nucleus. The coding region runs from base 285 to 4799 and encodes 1504 amino acids. Gene Ontology annotation, molecular function: DNA-binding transcription factor activity, RNA polymerase II-specific; RNA polymerase II transcription regulatory region sequence-specific DNA binding. NCBI's taxonomy places the organism in Eukaryota, Metazoa, Chordata, Actinopteri, Pomacentridae. Gene Ontology annotation, biological process: regulation of transcription by RNA polymerase II. The transcript has 2 exons. The record is from RefSeq and is a predicted model, not a curated record.
GACACUUCCGCCGGGGAGGAAAAGGCACAUUGCGCAGGCGUGUGAAAGACUGUUAGCUGCUCUGUUCAUCACCGCUCACUUUAGUAAAACAUAAAUAAGACGUUGCAUCCUGAAGUGGUAACGAGCUAGAUUAACAUGCACGUUUUUUUUUUUUUUUUUAGCUUAUCUUCACGCCGGUUGAGCUGACUGAGCCGUAGUUAAAACUAUUCCAACACAACGGUGGCUCUGUUAAGAUAACGAGCACUAGCCUGGGUGAGCUAGCACUAGCAAACAGCCACACCAAGAUGGACGAAUCUGCUCCAGCAUCGACCAGAGGAGAGGACGGAGCUGAAAACAAGCCCUGUGAUGGCGACACAACCUCUGAAAACAACGCCGGUCCACCGACUGAGGACACUGCUGAUCGGGUUGGGGUUUUCUGCUGUCGGGAUUGUGGAGAAGCCUUCAGAGAAGAGGCAGCCUACUUGGAGCAUCGCCAGCAGCACCCGGAGGAAAAUGUGUAUUUAAACGAACAGUCCGAUGGAUUACGUAAUGCAGAAAAGGACAGUGAAACGCCCCUUUUUUGUACUAUAUGUUCACUCUCAUUUGUUGAACUGAGUGAAUUCCACUCGCAUAUGAAAGAGACCCAUGAUCAAAGAUCUCAGGAGGAGUCUGACAUUCAGAUUAAUUCUGGUAUCCCAAAGCAGCACUCCUAUGAAUGUCCAGACUGUGGGAAAUCUUAUGUUGUGAUUGGACACUUCCUCAACCAUCGGCGCUCACACAGUCAGCCCACCAAAUCAGUUUUUAAUGAGCUUGAAGAUGUGAAAAAGAAGUCCUUCCAGUGCGAGUCCUGUGGGCGGAAUUAUUCUCGAGCUUCAGCUCUUGACGCCCAUCGUCGUUGUCAUGAGGAAAAGUUGGUAAAGUCAAACAGGAGCUCAAGAGAUGCCACUCAGACAGGAGAGUCAGUGUUAGAAACUAAUCCCAGUGAAAUUCAGACAGAAAACUGUUCUGAAAAACGUCACAAGUGUUCAUGUGGUAAAUCUUUCUCUGCCCUGAUGCGACUUAAAACGCAUCAGCGAUUUAGCCGCAACAGCCUGUGCUCUCCAGAAGAAAUGAUACCAAAACCAAAGAAGAGCAGCAGUGAGUUUUACUGUAAUGAGUGUCAAAAGGCUUUCAGUGGCCAUAUUGCCCUUUUUAACCAUCAGCGAUGGCAUGCUAAUCACUCAGAUGAUUGUGCACAAAGGUUCCCGUGUGAGGAAUGUGGAAAAGUAUUCAUGACUCUGACGUUCUACUACAGACAUCAGCGCACUGCACACAGUGAUGAGACCCCGGCAAAGUCAUUUCUUCAUCAAGUGUGUCAGCUGCAGAAAAAGGCAUUUGAAUGUAAAAGCUGUGGGCUUAAGUUUUCCAGAGCUUCUGCACUUCAUUCUCAUGAGCUCUUACACACAGAUGUUUAUAAAGAAACAGAGGAGGCAGCCCAGAGGAGUUCCUCUCUCCCAUCUCAAGACCAAGUACUGGAAAGUGGCAUGAAAGAAAACCUGGAGUCUUCUCCAGAGGUUAAAGUGCAGCCAGAGAGCUUUCUUCCUCCUAGUAUGGCUGAAGAAACUUAUGUAAAUGACACUGAUGAAGACAUGGAGAGUUACGAACCUGGAGACUUUAAUGUACAAGUGAUCAGUGCGAGUGAAUCUGAGGACGAGCCAGUCCAAGACGUGAAGCCCGAUCUUGAGCUGCUGUGUGAAUCUGAUCAGGACGUAAGAGAUGACGAAGUUUCCACUGGAAAUCUUCUAAUUUCAAAAUCGGAGAUAGACUUGAAAAUUGUACAAGUUGACUUUGAGCAAGCUGACGAGCAGUGUGCACUGAUAGCAAGCGAAGCCGAGAAUACACCAACAGAGGAAAGACAUGAUUGUCCAGAGUGUUACCGCUGGUUCACUAAUCCCUCAUCACUGCGCGUUCACAGAAUGUGGCAUGGCGUUCAUAGGAGGAGAAAUCAACAGACUCAAGGUCAGUCAGUGGCAGCUUACACAUGCAACACGUGUGGCCAUGAAGCCCGUAGCGUUACAGAACACUGUAAUCACGUACAAACCCACAAUGCUCAAAACCCAAGCAGUGACGUGUUGGAUCAGGCAGAGGGUUUAGAGGGGCAAAAUCUGACAUGCAAAGAGUGUGGCAAAUUUUUCUCUCGUUUAUCUGCUUUAGUUUCUCAUCAAUUACAUCAUCCCAAAAGAAAACCAUUCCAGUGCCCAGAUUGCACGGUGUCUUAUUCGCAUGCAGCUAACCUCUUUAACCACAUGAAAACUUGCUCAGCUCAAAAGAAGGAAAAUAUUGCAGCUAGUAAAAAAGAAUACAAUCCAAAGAAAACCCUACUGGGCCCAAAGAUAUAUCAUUGCGAACAAUGCGGAAAAGGGUUUUGGUCAUUAGGGGCUUACUCCCAUCACAAGCAAAGUCAGACAGAGUGUACAGAUUUGAGGCUGAGAAAAGGUGUAGGAUCUCUGCACUCUGUUAACGGACACCCACGCUCCGGCACUAAGGUUGCAUGUCCAGUUUGUGGCAGAAAGUUUCGCCACAAGGGCAUUAUGGCGUUGCACAUGCGCAAACAUGAAAACGGAAAUCACAAAUGCGAGCUUUGCAGUAGGUCGUUCCGUCUUUUUUCCAGCCUCCUCAGACACCAGGUGGUGCAUAGCGACCAGUUACUCCCACCACCCAUAAAGUCUUUUCAGCAUCAGGUUGAGCAGUUGAAAAAGAACACGUAUAGCUGCCCUGACUGCGGGAAGCUGUUUUCGCGGGAAAAAGCGCUGCAGUUUCAUAUGAAAAGCCACGGUUACGAGACCGGGCACUCCCCCUCGUCGCCAAGAUCCGCAGUUGGCCUGGAGGAUCUGCAGUGUGCGACAUGCCUCGCACAUUUCAGCAACAAGGUCUCUUUAAGGGCUCAUCAAAAACUUUGCAUUAAAAGAGAGAGUCUGGUCGUCGAGAAGACAGAAUUCUUAGACGAUAAUGAUCCGAAAUUGAACAAAGACAGUAUCAACAUUAGCACAGAGCAAAGCUCAGACCAGUUUAAGGUGCACACUGAAGUAAAGAAUGAAACAGACAAUGAAAAUCUCACGGGUGUAGGCGACGUAGAAAGCCCAAGUACAAGCAAUUUGAAAUACAAAUGCAACAACUGUGACAGAAGUUUUUCAAUGGUUGGAGCUUUGAAUUUUCACAAACGAAUCCAUUGUGAGGACGACAAAUCUGAAGCAAAAUCAAAUUUGGCCAUUUCUGUGAUGUUUAUGAAACCUAAACAAGACGAGCCAACUAAAGGAAUAUUUCACUGCUCAGAAUGUGGGAGGCGAUUCAUGACCAACGCAGCCCUCGGCUCCCACAGACGAUGGCACAAAGAUAAGAAAUGCUCACGGCCGUUGCUGAAAGACGAUUUGAAAUCUCUGAGCCACAAGACGGAGGACGGACCUUUUCACUGCGAGAAGUGUGGCAAACAGUUUUUCAACCGGCAUGUUCUCCAGCGCCACCAGUUGUUCAGUCUUCAUUGUCAAAUCAAAACUGAGCCCGAUUCGGAGAGUGGCAGCACACCGGAGCAGUUUUCAUGUCCUGAAUGUAACAAAACAUUUGCGCAGAGUUCACUGUUAGCCGCUCAUUAUGAAAACGAGCACAGUGAAAUGCUGGAGGCUACAGACCGUCAAGGAGAUGAGCCACUAGAACUGUUAGAUCAGGUCUCAGAACAAGCUGAUAUAAACUGCAGUGAGAGGGAGUUAGUAUCCGUGACAUUAAAGCAAAAAUCUCAUCGGUGUCAGCUCUGCACUAUGACUUUUGCCAAUGCAAGAGGUCUGCGUGCUCAUAAAUGGCAGGCCCACUCAAAGGGCACAAAAGGCAAAAACAUGGUACAUGUGAGUGUUAAAAUGGAGCCCGUUGCCUCUAGCAGCGAAGUCAACACGACGGAAGAUUCAUCAGCUCCACAAAGCGACACAGCAUUGGUGAAAACUAGCCCUGUUGACAGAGCAAACAAGAAAAUCAGAUCAGACCCCCUGCCUGCAUCGUGUCUUGACUGCGGGAAACAGUUCAGUUCUGCAGUUGGCCUCAUCGAGCAUAAGAAAAUUUGCUCGGAGGCAAAGCAUGAGUCUACACUGGACAUCCAAACUCUUGAAGCUGAGGAUUCCCCACUGCUCGGCCGCCUGUCAGACCACGCCAUCAAAUGCCUCUUCAAGUGUAAGAAGUGUGGGAAAGCAUUCCAAACGGAGGAGCAGUUAGGUACCCAUAAGACCAAAGCGAGGAGCCGGCCUUAUUGCUGUGCUCUGUGCUGCCACGGCUUCUGGACCGAGAAUCAGCUGCAGCAGCACCUCGCCUGGCACGACGAAGUCCGCUGUCGGCUCCCGAAUGAGGUUCGCUACAGACUCGGCACCGCCAUGACCUCAAAGCUUCUCAAACCCAACCUGCCCACUCCUGACAGCCAAGGGAAGUGUUUUCCAUCUCCAGCACUGAUCCGACCGACGCUCAGCCCCGCCACAAGCCACUCGCAAAGUAGCCAUAAGUGCCAACACUGUGGCAAAGCCUUCCUUUCACCAGCUGCUUUACAAAACCACAGAGCUCAGCAGUGUAAUGGCGGCGACUCGUACCGGUGCUCCGUUUGCCCCCGGACCUUCAGUGAAAUCCAAGACCUUAUCGAUCACCACCAGGAAUGUAUCAGCGAUUACAGAAGACCGAGCGCCGCCCCCACUGCUGCAGUCUCAUCUGGAAAUACAAACAGCCUUUCUUGCCUUGAAUGUGGAACUACUUUUUGUCAAGAAACUGAUUUGCACCAGCACUAUAUCGAGCAUGCCCGCGGACAUUAUUAAAGAAAGCGAACAAAAACGAGCUGAUGACACUGUAGAUUGUGGGGCCGUUAAGCUAGACAAUUUUCUGUUGGGCCUUCAAGUAGUAACAUACUUUCCCGAUUUGUUUGUACAUAAUUUGAGAUUCUUUAUAGUUAAAAAAAAUAACAAUUUCUGAGGUUAUUUUCCUAUUCUCAGGCUUUUCCUUUACACUGGAGUAGUAUGUGUACAAAUGUGAAAGUAUAACCGCUUUUAUACCCUUAGGUUGAUGUCAAUAAUGCGUAGUUUUGAGCCACCAUUUUUGAAUGAUUGUCAGUUGACCCUUGUUAUUACCUUUGCGGGAUUCACUGGCUUAAGUGUUGGAAUUUACAUUUAAAUAUAUUAAAAAACAGAUUUAAAGCAUUUAUGCAUGUCUGUCCUCAUACAAUUGCAGUCCUUUGAGAAAUGAAAUGUGCUGUUGAUACACUACUUAUUGCAAACUUUAUGAAGACACUGAAACACAUCUGCACCGCAAAUAUAAAUAUACACACACACACACUAAUGAUGCUGCUGUUAUUUUUAACACCUGAAAUUGUGCUGAAUGAGUUGCAUAUUGCUUAAAAACAUAAAUCAUGUGAAAUUCAACAAUGUGCACUAUUUUGAAAAUUAAAGAAAUGGCAGUGUAACAAAAACUUAAGUCAAGUAAUUAUGUUUUGUACAAUACAUCUUGCAUUAAUAUGAAUUCCUAUGUUGUUUCUUUUCAAUGUUAUAUUUCAAUCUUGUGGAAAGACUUUUAGUUACUUCAACUAAAAUAGUGAUUCUGUUCUUGUAGGAUCGUUGUUUAUAGUGAAAAUAGUACUUUACUGUAUUAAUUUAUAAAGUCUUUCCUUUCCCCCUCCCAUUUUUUUUGCCCUAGAUGACCCAUAUGACUACUUGUUUAACUUGCUGUUUCAGAACGAAAGAGGAUUAAAGGUGUCUAAAAGUAAAAAAUAAAUCGAUUAGUAUUUGCGGAAAAUAUUGAGUUGUGUGAUUCAUUUUAUCAGUAUCAAUGUAGGUAGUGUUAUCAGUCUGGUUUCCCUUAAUGUUUGGUUUUUCUGAUUGCUGAGAGUGUUUACCAGUAUGCAUUUCAGAGUGUAACAGUCACAUAAGAAAUACAUUUUCAUAGGUAUUACUCACAAUGUGAAAUAUAUAGACAGCCUGUAAUGUGCCACUGAAAGCCAAACAGUUAGUUAUAUAGUUAAUACAUAAAUUGGUGCAUUAAAAAUAUCAAAUUUAAAUUAUAAUAAAUAUGCAAUAUAAAAACCUCAUAAAUGAAUGGAUAUCCAAAAUUUAGACAGGAUUUUCAAAUGACUUAUUUGCUGUCUCCUAUACUGAUUUAGUAUAAUUUUUCUGUCUUUUUGUUGAAAUAGCCCAUUAUUAACAGGAACUAUCUGCUGUUUUGACAUACACAAAAAUCCAAAUAGUCCUCUGUUCUAGCUUGUCAAACCUCAGAAUUUGCUUUUU